Molecule: messenger RNA, 1379 nt
Organism: Melanotaenia boesemani (Boeseman's rainbowfish)
Lineage: Eukaryota; Metazoa; Chordata; Actinopteri; Atheriniformes; Melanotaeniidae
Product: eukaryotic translation initiation factor 1b
Exons: 4
Coding region: 158-499 (113 amino acids)
Biological process (GO): translational initiation
Cellular component (GO): eukaryotic 43S preinitiation complex
Molecular function (GO): ribosomal small subunit binding; RNA binding; translation initiation factor activity
Source: RefSeq, a predicted model, not a curated record
CUUGAAGAGCUCCAUUUUGUGAGAGCUGGUGGAGUCGACUGUAUCACUGUCCCGGUCAGAAGCCAGACCCAGAAACAAGUUUUGAAAAAGAACAAAGUUAGCUGACGACCCGCCUGCUGACCAAGUUAUUAUCCGAAAGGAAAGCAAAUCUUAUCGUAUGUCCGCUAUCCAGAACCUCCAAACCUUUGACCCCUUUGCUGAUGCAACUAAGGGUGAUGACCGCCUCCCAGCCGGGACAGAGGACUACAUCCACAUAAGAAUCCAACAGCGGAACGGCAGGAAGACCCUCACCACCGUCCAGGGCAUUGCGACUGACUAUGACAAGAAGAAGCUAGUCAAGGCCUUCAAGAAGAAGUUUGCAUGCAAUGGGACAGUGAUUGAGCACCCAGAGUAUGGUGAAGUGAUCCAGCUUCAGGGUGACCAGCGCAAGAAUAUCUGCCAGUUCCUGAUUGAGAUUGACCUGGCCAAGGAGGAGCAGCUCAAAGUCCACGGCUUUUAGAAGCUGCCAGCAGCCCUCUCCCAUUCUCUCUUGGGUUGCCAUUAAGCGCCCAGCCUCCCCCUUCCCCUCUCCUCCUAUGCGCUGCUGUUGCUCUUCCUCCCCCUCUCCCCCCCUUAGCAACCUCACCAGCUCCUUUUUAGCUAACACGUGAAUUACCUCUGAACAACAUGGGACUCUGUAACACCACCAUCCCCCUACAACACCAGGGGACAGGCUCGCUCUCUCAAAGACACACCACUGCAGCUCCACACAACAUCAGGGAUGAGUGGUGAUGACCCUCCUGCACACACUUCCUCCUUCCAUGUCCCCUUUUUGUUUUUUUUUUUUUGUUUUUUUUUUUACUUUUAAGUCUGGUGCUGCAUUAAGUCGGCACCGUUUCAUGUAACAUUUUGUUUUGUACUUCAAGGUGUUUCAAUAAAAUAAUGAGUCUCCAUAUGUUGAAGUGGAGUGUUGUCAUGGGGAAUUGGGUUGGAAAGAGGGUCAAACGUUUAUUUUGUAUGUCUGAGAUAUGUUGCGUUAUAAGUUUACCUCUUUGGUCUGCUGAAGUUUUAGUAGCUACAUGAUCAUGACUUCACACUACCAUGAAGCAAGUUGGUUUUUACUUUUUUCUCUUUUUUUUCUCACACCAAAGCAGCAUUCAGUGGUGACCACUUCUUUGGUAAAGCGACUGCUGUAAUAAAAGCUGACGCACUCACUGUGUGAUCAGGUUAAUAUGCACCAGAGUGAUCUGGUUUGGUCCCACAAACUUGGUACUGGAAGCUGUGGUUAACUGACAUUUGAAAUGUCUUGUGAUGCAAUAAUUUCUAUACUUUAGAAAUACAGUAAAAAGCAGUUCCAUUUCUUUUGCAAAUUUGGUUCAAUAAAAUGUAUGCAGACUUGA